Messenger RNA from Sycon ciliatum, 1317 nucleotides. Its product is annotated as claudin-1-like. Bases 179 to 760 code for a protein of 193 amino acids. The transcript is spliced from 5 exons. Lineage: Eukaryota; Metazoa; Porifera; Calcarea; Leucosolenida; Sycettidae. The record is from RefSeq and is a predicted model, not a curated record. Gene Ontology annotation, cellular component: membrane.
GUAUGUGGAACACACACCUGGGCUAUCCUGUUGUUAUACAAAGAAGUCAGCGAGUGUGUUCUUACUCUUGUGACAAAACUCUCCUUCUCAGCACGCAACUACGUCGAGGCUGUGGAUUUCGUGAGAUCUGCACAGAAACGUUGCGAUCAUCUGUAGUUUUAGUAAUAAAGCAGUUAGGAUGGCGAUGCUAGGAGUACCACUGCUCAUAUUGGCUGUCGUUACACUGGUGCUGAUGAUUACGGCUCACGUUGUACCAGAGUGGUUUGUCCUGGACGUGAACUCUCCGGAACUCAGCUUCGUCCAGCGGGUGGACACUGGACUGUGGAAAAUAUGCCAGAUGGGGACGUUUUUACCAGAAAGGAUUUGUCUAGACUACAUUUCGGACUCUGGAAUCGAAAACUUGUCAAACACAUUGCGCUCCGCUAUGGCGUUUGGCCUUCUUGCCACGAUCCUUGCUGGCAUGGGCCUAAUCCUGUCCAUCGCAAUGGAGAUGAAAGGCACUCUUCGGACAGUACUGGUAGUGGUACUAGGUCCUCGCAUACUCUUUGCUGUGUCAGGACUAUUCAUGAUUGUGUCUGCCAGCACCUUUAUCGGGUUUGUCAAGCAGCAGGAGUUUGACAAAGUUCCCUUUACGAAGUACGGUGCAUCCUUCAUCAUCGCUUGGGUGACGGUCGCAACAUCCCUGGCAUCCGCGCUCCUCGCUCAUCUGCACCAUUCCGAACAGCAGGCGCCAGCGGAAGGGCUGCCGCAACCAAUCUGAACAUGCAGUGAAACUGAUAAUUCGUGCACUCAAUGGAGACUACCGGACAUGCUUCGCGCUAAGCAAGUUAACCAACAGAGUGCGUACUAAGCGACUUCCACAAUAUUUUUGAUUUGCUUAUUCUCCACCAUAUUACAGGUCAGAUACUGGCACGUGUACAUGUAGAUACGGCAAAAUUCACUCAGUACAUGCAUGUACAUGUACAUGUUAAAAAAAAAAUCAACGUUUCGUUCAUAAUAAUAUACAUGUGCUGCGUCCUCGUCUCUCUUUCUAAUUACUGAGAUCCAGUAUUCUUUGUAUCCGUGGUGUUCGUUCUCGUCGGGGUUUCCCCGUCCAACGUUUUGUGGAUAGUUCCGUCGUGGUGGCUGAGUCUCGCCUGGUUACGUAAUUUUCUGAUCUUCUAUACUGUGUUUACUUGUUCAUCAAGUUUUUCUUUUUUUUCUUUUUGAUUUUUGUGAAUGAUAGCCGACUAGACCCUUCUGCACACAACCAUCACCAUUGCGAGGACACUUCCGUGGACGAUAUUGAUAAACUCAUUCAGACAGCUGUUUCGCUAA